Molecule: messenger RNA, 3060 nt
Organism: Orbilia oligospora ATCC 24927
Lineage: Eukaryota; Fungi; Ascomycota; Orbiliomycetes; Orbiliales; Orbiliaceae
Exons: 5
Coding region: 1-3060 (1019 amino acids)
Biological process (GO): ubiquitin-dependent protein catabolic process; protein ubiquitination; DNA damage response
Cellular component (GO): nucleus; cytoplasm
Molecular function (GO): ubiquitin activating enzyme activity
Source: RefSeq, a predicted model, not a curated record
AUGCAAACCGAGAAGGAGGGAGACCAGAAAAUUGACGAGGGUUUGUACUCUCGACAGCUUUAUGUCCUCGGACAUGAGGCCAUGCGUCGAAUGGCCAACUCUAACGUCCUCGUCGUUGGGUUGAAAGGUCUUGGUGUGGAGAUAGCCAAAAACAUUGCCUUGGCCGGCGUCAAGGCGAUGGCAGUCUAUGACCCCGCCCCCGUUGAGCUGUCCGACUUAUCUGCCCAAUUCUUCCUAAGAAAGGAGGACGUUGGCAAGUCCCGAGCGGACGCCACUCAGCCGAGACUCGCCGAGCUUAACACAUACGUCCCCGUUAGCGUUCACACGGAGAACAUCACUAGUGACCUUCAGUCCCUGUCUAAAUACCAGGUCGUCGUUCUGACCGAAACCUCCAUCGAUGACCAACUGAAGAUCAAUCAAUUCUGUCGUGAGAACAAGAUUUACUUCAUCAGCGCCGACAUCCGUGGCUUGUUUGGAAGUAUAUUCUGCGAUUUCGGCGAAGGAUUCUCUGUUAUCGACGCCACAGGGGAGACCCCAGUCAGUGGAAUUAUAUCCGAUAUCGACGAGGAGGGACUUGUCACGGCAUUAGAUGAGACUAGGCACGGACUUGAAGAUGGCGACUAUGUCACAUUCUCCGAAGUUGAAGGUAUGGACGGGGUAAACGAUGGAACCCCAAGGAAAGUUGAAGUCAAGGGACCCUAUACCUUCUCUAUUGGCUCUGUUGAAGGCCUAGGUAAAUAUACCAAGGGUGGGCUGUUCCAGCAGGUUAAGAUGCCCAAGACUCUCAACUUCAAGCCCCUAGCGGAACAACUCGUGAAACCGGAAUUUCUGAUCUCCGACUUCGCCAAAUGGGAUCGUCCGAUCCAGCUACACAUUGGUUUCCAGGCCCUGUCCAAAUUUGCUUCCGCCAACGGAGGUCGACUUCCUCGGCCGAUGAAUGAUCAGGAUGCAAAGGAGGUCCUUGGGCUAGCGGCAGAAAUUGCUAAGACCAUCGAAGAGGGUGCGCCGGAGGAAAUUGAUGAGAAACUCCUCACCGAGCUUUCAUAUCAGGCUCAAGGUUACUUGUCGCCUAUGGCGGCCUUCUUUGGAGGCUUAGCUGCUCAGGAGGCUCUCAAGGCACUUUCUGGAAAGUUCUCGCCGGUAACGCAAUUCAUGUAUUUCGAUUCAUUAGAGAGCUUGCCGACGUCAACUAGUCGAACGGAAGAAUCUUGCCAGCCGAUUGGGUCUCGAUAUGAUGCUCAAAUCGCCGUCUUCGGGAAGGAAUUUCAAGAAAAGAUCCAAAAUACCAAGGAAUUCCUUGUCGGUGCCGGCGCCAUUGGUUGUGAAAUGCUCAAGAAUUGGGCCAUGAUCGGUCUUGCUACUGGGCCAAAUGGUAGCAUUCACGUUACCGACAUGGACUCCAUCGAGAGAAGCAACCUUAACAGACAGUUUCUUUUCAGGGCGCCGGACGUCGGGAAGCUCAAGAGCGAAUGUGCAGCUGCCGCAGUCGCUGUGAUGAACCCUGAAUUGAACGGCAAGAUCACGUCUAUGAGAGACCGUGUUGGUGAAGACACAGAAGAUACCUUCAAUGAGGACUUUUGGGAAGGCCUGGAUGGCGUUACCAAUGCCUUGGACAACGUAGAAGCUCGUGUCUAUGUUGACAGAAGAUGUGUCUUCUUCCGAAAGCCACUUCUUGAGAGUGGUACCCUUGGUACUAAGGGUAACACCCAAGUUGUCCUUCCUAAUCUCUCAGAGUCCUACUCUUCAUCCCAGGAUCCGCCCGAAAAGUCGUUCCCCAUGUGUACCGUCAAAUCUUUCCCGAACAGGAUUGAACAUACAAUCGCUUGGGGGCGCGAAGUCUUCGAUUCAGCUUUCGUUAACCCACCCCAGAGUGUUAACCUAUACCUCUCGCAACCAAGUUUCAUCGAGAGUACACUUAAACAGUCAGGAAAUCAAAAGGAAAUACUUGAAACUAUCCGAGACUAUCUAGCCAACGAUAAGCCAUUGACAUUUGAGGAGUGUAUCGAAUGGGGUAGGCUUAAAUUCGAGAAGCUCUACAACAAUGACAUCCAACAGCUACUCCACGUCUUCCCCAAGGAUUCCGUCACCAAUUCCGGAACCCCAUUCUGGUCCGGCCCCAAGCGUGCCCCUGAUCCGUUAGCUUUCGAUCUCGAUAACCAAGAACACCAGGAUUUCAUUAUUGCCGCCGCAAAUCUUCAUGCUUUUAACUACGGGCUUAAGGGCUCUGUAGAUCUUAACCUGUAUCGCAAGGUCCUAGACUCUAUGUUGAUUCCUGAUUUCAAACCCCAAACCGGCAUCAAAAUACAGGCGAACGACAGCGAUCCCGACCCAAAUGCUAGUGCCGGGCCUGGCUUCGCUGAUCAAGACGAGCUCUCCAAAAUUGUCGAGAGCUUGCCUGCCCCGGCUACUCUUGCUGGGUACCGCCUGACUCCUGCAGAAUUUGAGAAGGAUGAUGAUACCAAUUUCCACAUUGCAUUCAUCACCGCUGCUUCUAACUUGAGAGCUCUCAACUAUGGUAUUCAAGUUGCAGAUCGACACAAGACUAAGCUCAUCGCUGGUAAAAUCAUUCCAGCCAUCGCAACAACGACUGCGCUCGUUACCGGACUUGUAGUUCUCGAACUUUACAAGCUCAUCGAUGGCAAGGACAAGCUUGAUGACUACAGGAACGGAUUCAUCAAUCUGGCUUUGCCAUUCUUCGGUUUCUCAGAGCCGAUUGCAUCUCCAAAAGGCAAAUACAACGAUACGGAGGUCGACAAGCUCUGGGACAGAUUCGACUUUGACCAUAACCUCACGCUUAAGGAACUUCUUGCAGAGUUCGAAAACAAGGGAUUGGAUAUUACCAUGUUGAGCUACGGCAAUGCUUUGCUGUAUGCAUCUUUCUUCCCGGCUGCCAAGUUAAAAGAGCGAUAUCCAUUGAAGAUGUCGGAGCUCGUAGAACUUGUCAGCAAGAAACCAGUCCCUGCUGGUCGACGCAAUAUGAUUUUUGAGAUAUGCGCGGAUGACAAGAGCGGGGAAGAUGUUGAAGUCCCAUUCAUCUGUGUCAAGACCAAAGAUGCUUAA